AUGUCUAAUAAUAAAAGAACACAUUCAAAUACAAUAUCAGGUGGACGUCCUCCUGCUUUAGAUAUUGCUUUAACUAGACCUUCUGUUGUAAGAAGAAAUUCUGAGGGAUCUCCCGGUUUGCCUCCUCCCAUUUGUGUAUCUGAACCUACACCCAUUGAGCCUUCGAGUCAUGCAGAAGACUUUAUCUCUGCAAAUAAACCAGUUGUAGAGGCAAUAGCAAACCAAAGUGACAUUCAGCAGCAACCAGUAACAAUGCCCAACACUACUACUACACCUGCUAAUCCUAUUACUGCUAAUGGGCUCAUCGUACAAGAGCCGUCAACUAUGCCAAAAAAGAAAUCGCGUUCACGAGCAUCCAGUGUGACAUCAAACAUCAUCAAUGAAAUAAAGGAAAAUUCAACCAUUCAAUCCAUCGCAAAUAAAAUUAAACCAAAACAUUCUACAGAUACAAAAACACAAGAAAGAACAUCGCUUGAUAACACCUCGAGUAUAGCAGCAAGCUUAUCAAGUAUUAAAAAUAUUUCUUUAGCUACUUCUAAAAGGAAUGCUGACUUUCAUGCUUUAUUUCGAAGUAUACCAGAGGAUGACAACUUGGUUGAAGAUUUUGGGUGUGCUUUACAAAAGGAAAUUUUACUUCAAGGUCGUAUCUAUAUUUCAGAAACUCAUAUAUGCUUCAAUGCAAAUAUCUUUGGCUGGGUAACAAACCUUGUUAUUGCAUUUGCGGAUAUUACUAAUAUUGAGAAAAAGACAACAGCUUAUUUUAUUCCAAAUGCUAUUCAAAUAUCCACUGACAGUGCAAAGCAUUUUUUUGCGUCAUUUUUGUCUCGUGAUCAAGCAUUUGAGUUAAUGUUAAAUAUCUGGCAUCUAACCCGACCCGAUCUAUUCCCACCAACUGAAGAAUCAUCAUCUCAGCUUACUAACCAAACUACAAGUCAAGAAGACUCUGAUGCAUCAAGUGAGGGAAGUGGCUCUUAUUAUGAUAGUGAUACAGAAGAAGGAGAUUCUUUUACUAGUGAAAGUGAAACAGAUACAGAAAAUUUAGAUCAAAAUAUACCAACUACGGAAGAGAAUGUAAAGGAUGGAGUAAAUAAGAAUAGAAAAGUAUCUUUGGCUUCUUUACCAAUCAAGAAGGACACAAAAAAUAUUGAUGCUGCACGACGUCGUGCUAUUUCAGAAAUACCUCAACCUACCUAUAAGUUUGAAAACGAUGCCAAGUUACCUAAUAUCAAUCAUGGAUCUAAUGAAAAUAAAAAUGAAACUACAAAGAAUAAAUCACCUAUUGAAGGAAUAGAAUCAGAUAAAAAAGAAGAGGUGACAAAGCAAGCAUAUGACAAGACAGAAUGUGAAUGUAGUAAUAAGGGUGAACAUUUCCCUAAUGUCGUGAUGGAUCAAGUUUAUGAUAGUACAAUAGAAAAUAUGUAUAAAUUGAUGUUUAUUAAUGAUUUCAUGAAGAAUUUCUUGGUGGAAAACCAAAAGAGUCAAGAUCUUGUUAUGGGGGAAUGGAAAAAGGGAGAAGGAGAUAUAAAGUCUACUAGAGAAUUGACCUAUAUUAAACCACUUUAUGGUUCCAUUGGACCUAAAUCAACAAAAUGUUAUAUUACUCAAGAUGUACUUUAUCAAGAUUUUCAAAAGUUUGUAUCUGUCAUGGUUACUACAUUAACACCUGAUGUUCCUUCUGGUAGUUCUUUUAGUUGUAAAACACGUACUUGUUUAACUUGGGCUGGAAAAGGAAAAGUAAGAGUUCUAGUCACAGUUCUAGUUGACUUUACCAAAUCUUCAUGGUUAAAGUCAACAAUUGAAAAGGCAAGCAUUGAUGGACAACAGACCUAUUAUAAGGAUCUUGAUGCAGCAUUACGUGCUCAUCUUAAAGAGCAUUCUAACGAUCCAGAGAAACGUUCUAAUGGCAAACGACAUAAAAAGAGAAGAAGACAUAAGACAUCUCGUCAUUUAUCUUCAACUGAACUCGGUCAUAAACAGGAUAAUACACAUGAAUCCAUUGUGCAUCAACUAUUAGGCAUGGUUUCUAAUAAGCUUGCAGAUAAUGUCACCUCUAUCAUCGAUACCCUAAGUUCACCACGCGCAGCUCACUUUAUCUUGUUUUGUCUUUUGAUCAUGGUAUGUAUCAAUAUAUACGUUGCUAGAAAAAUGGCAUUUGUAGAGCAACGGUUGAAUGAAUUAAGUCGUUCUACUAUUGGCUUAAAUAAAAAUCAUGGCCUAGUUGAGCAUGUCUCAAAGGCAUCACCUCAUCAUCAAGAAGAAGAGGACCUUUGGGCUUGGUUAGGGCGUAUUGAUCCAGAUAAUGAAAGGGUAGAGCAUGUGAAAAUUCCUAUUGUAAAAGAUUCUAAAGAGCAAGAAGCCAUUUGGGAUGAUGCAAUUAAGAUAUCGAAAACAGCAAAAGAAAAACUCGAUAAACAUAUGACAGAAUUAAAUAAGAUGAUUCAACGUGCUGAGAGUAAUCUUGAGGAUGUGACAAGAGUGGUGAAUGAACAACGACAGAAAAUAAGACAAAAUUAA
Molecule: messenger RNA, 2514 nt
Organism: Cokeromyces recurvatus
Lineage: Eukaryota; Fungi; Mucoromycota; Mucoromycetes; Mucorales; Mucoraceae
Exons: 7
Coding region: 1-2514 (837 amino acids)
Biological process (GO): intracellular sterol transport
Cellular component (GO): cortical endoplasmic reticulum; endoplasmic reticulum-plasma membrane contact site; endoplasmic reticulum membrane
Molecular function (GO): sterol binding; sterol transfer activity
Source: RefSeq, a predicted model, not a curated record